UGCGUGUUAGCUUUCAAAUAGAGUAGACUUAUUUUCAUUGGAACACAAAAAGAUAUGGCAGCAACCGAAACCACAGCAGAUGUUAACUUUACAACUGUUAACUUUACAACUGCACCACCGCAAGAACCUUGGGAUUGCAAAAGAGUUCACACCUCGAUGGAGCUAUGGAACCGAUUUUCUGAGGGAGGGUCAUACUAUUAUGGAGUAAUGAGCGUACCGCUUAUUAUUCUCGUGCUUCUUGUCUUAAUUUACAUCGACGAAGUAAACUUUUUACUGAAAGAUUCGGUUUACACGAAAAGGACAAGAUAUUCAAUAUGGGUCCUCUCUUCUUUUCCAUUUCUUGGAGUUUGCUACACAACUGGACUUUUCGUUCCCAGGACAGCUGAGGUUGUUUCAUAUGCGGCUGGAUAUUACUAUGCGAUUUCGUUGAAGAAGUUCACAGCUUAUUGUUUGCACCUUUAUGGCGGAAAAGAAGGAAUGGUCGAAGCUCUAAAGGGCGACAAAGUAGUCUCAUCGAACCCAUUUCCUUGCUGCUUCGUUUGCUGCUGUUGCAAUCAACCUCUAAGUCUCGAACGUCUUCGAAUAUUGGACUGGAUCGUCUACCAAGUUGUAUGGGUCUACCCUUUAUUUGGCUUCUUUCAGGUGCUUGUUGCUGCUGAAUAUGCAGGCAGACCAUCCGCUGGCGUAGCGUUCACAAUGUUUAUACUCGGAGGUGUGUGUACUGUCUCCAGCUUUGUCUGUCUAUAUGGGUAUGUAAUCAUUGGAAGAUCGUCUAGAUUUGUACUAAAACAAUUCCACUUUCGAGGAAAAUUUGCUUUUAUUCAAAUAUUGGUUGGUUUCAACACAUUACAACGAAUCUUGAUUUCUUUUCUGUCUUUCUUCAAAGAAAUUCCAUGUGGCUUCCCAUAUCCCGAUAAAGAACAAGCAUUUUUGUAUCAUUCCUACAUAAUUUUGAUAGAAAUUCUCUUAAUUUCACUCGUUUUGAGAUAUUUCUAUAAAAAUUCUGAGCACGGAUGUAUAGUGGAAAAAACAGAAGUUGAAACCAGUGUCUACAAAAAGAAAGAGGAACUGUCUGCUUUUUCCAACAACGCUAUUGAAAUGAAAACUGUAGAUGAAAACAACAAACAAGUUUAUAUAGAAGCAGUAUAAACAAAUAUAACGUUAGCCUCUAACUAUAUUCGAAAACUGAAUGAAUGCAUUAGAGCGAAAAAUGCAUUAAAGUUAUGAAUGUCAAGAUUAAAUGUAUUUUUGAUUAAUUUAUGUAUUCAGAAAUAAUGUAACUAAGUUUCAUGUUUAAUCUUAGCACUUUCUGCUUUAAGAAGAGACUGUGUUACUGUUACUAUUGCUGGCUGCAUAUGUAGCAGAUGUUUUACCCCCCAUUAUUUUGGCACAUGCAUUAGUAUGUAUAUAAUAACAACUUGAAUCUUGUAUUUGCAUGGAAAAUGUGUAUAAUGUAAAGUAGGGUGGGAAAGAUGGAACACCUUUUCAAAAUGGAACACCUUUUCAUUCUAUUUUCUUGUCCCAUUUGGUACGGUGGUAAACUGUUGUUUUUUUGUUUAAAAGACCAGAUUUGGAUAUUAUGUGGUAAAGGUGUUUCCAUCUACUCCCAUCCCACUAUAUAUAGUAAGUGACGAACUCAUACUUUUGAGAGAUGUAUUGUAAAAUCAAAUAAGAACAAAUUUUACCAGUUUUUUUAUUCCACAAUCAUUUCAAAUAAUUUAGAACAUGACAGCAUUGUAAAAAUAUACGGUAUGUGAAUAAAAAAGUACCUCAACCAAUAAAAUCACACAAAUAUCC
Messenger RNA from Ciona intestinalis (vase tunicate), 1797 nucleotides. The record is from RefSeq and is a predicted model, not a curated record. NCBI's taxonomy places the organism in Eukaryota, Metazoa, Chordata, Ascidiacea, Phlebobranchia, Cionidae.